Cucurbitaria berberidis CBS 394.84 is the source of this 444-nucleotide messenger RNA. RefSeq lists its product as uncharacterized. Bases 1 to 444 code for a protein of 147 amino acids. The transcript has a single exon. Lineage: Eukaryota; Fungi; Ascomycota; Dothideomycetes; Pleosporales; Cucurbitariaceae. The record is from RefSeq and is a predicted model, not a curated record.
AUGGCCUAUGAAUGGGAUGUAGUGGUUAAUUUUAUCAAGCGUCAUUACGAGAGAUUGGUGAAAGCAGCCUACUUCGAUCCCGCAGAAGUCCGAUACCCUCCAGAUGAAGGCUGGAACGAUGAGCAGCUUACUGUUCAUGUUCUCCGUACUUUUGGUCGCUCAGAGGAAGUAGUCGAUCUCCUACGACAUCUACUUUAUAUCAAACAGCUAGACGGUGACCACAAAGACGAAGUAUACUUUGAGACCCAGCAUCUUAGCUAUCUGUGCGAUAACUUGCCGUUUAUAUCUUUAAUUGUAGAAGAGUGCCAAGAAAAACUACUGUCCGAAAAACUGCUGAUGCCUCGUCCUACAGAUUGGCCAGCUGGAUUCAUUUCAUUAACACGAUACCAACAUGCGAUAUGGUGGAUAAUCGACACUGCGAAAGGUUGUUACCCAUACAUAUAG